This is a messenger RNA of Sebastes umbrosus (honeycomb rockfish), 1808 nucleotides long. RefSeq names its product nuclear factor 7, ovary-like. Gene Ontology annotation, molecular function: zinc ion binding. The transcript has 2 exons. The record is from RefSeq and is a predicted model, not a curated record. The coding region runs from base 25 to 1632 and encodes 535 amino acids. NCBI's taxonomy places the organism in Eukaryota, Metazoa, Chordata, Actinopteri, Perciformes, Sebastidae.
UCCGUCUGCAGAGCACAGAGAGACAUGGCGUCUGCUUUAUACUCCCAAGAUCUGACUUGUCCUAUUUGUUGGACUAUCUUCACAGAUCCAGUGACUCUUACCUGCGGACACUCCUUCUGCAGAGAAUGCAUUACAGAUGUUCUGAGUUCACAGCACCGCUGUCCACAGUGUGGGACAGCUGUUCCAACAGAACGUCUUCCGACCAGCCAUAUACUGAAAAGCCUCGCUGAAAAGGCCAAAGAAGCGGAGAAGGUAAAGAAAAGGAAGGAGAAAGCAGAGGUGGCUGAGUUGUGCCUUGAGCAUGAAGAAAAGCUGAAACUGUUCUGCGUCACAGAUCAGCAGUUAGCGUGUAUCAUAUGCCGAGAUGGGGACACGCAUGAAGGACACAAGUUCAAACCAAUCAAAGAAGCAGCUGCAUCUCUGAGACAGGAGUUGGAGAAGGGUAUGCAGAACCUUUGUGGUGAUAUCCUUUUUAAGCAGGGCCUGGCCAACACACAGAGGGAUGAAAUAACUAAAAACAAAGAGAAGUCUCAGCAGCUGAUGACCCAAAUCUUCAGACAGUUUGAGGAGAUGCACCAGUUUCUAAGAAAGAGAGAAGAUGAGAUAAAGAAUGAGCUGAAACACAAAGAGGAAGAUGCUGCUGAGAAAAUGAGAGAGAGAUUAAAUGCUAUAGAAACAGCUUUGUCUGAGAGCAGACAGCUGGAGGGAAAGCUGACAUCAGUUCUGAAAAUAGAAGACUCUGCGAGACUCUUAAAGAGCUGGACUGAGUGUAACAGCAGGAUGAGUCCAGAACAUGUAUUCAGGCCCAAAGCAAAUGAUCUCCAAGUGGUGAAUACCUCUCUCUCUUUGGGGCCUUAUGAAAGCCACCUGCAGUUCUUCAUAUGGAAGGAGAUGCUUCAGGUAAUCCAGCCUCGAGCAGAGCUGCUCUCACUCAAAAGCAACAGUACAGAUAUAACUGUGUCUGAUGAUGGGCGGAGUUUGUUUUGUACUCCCGAAAGCAACCAAGCUUCAUUAUUUUACUCGUCUGAUGAUGACUACGACACAGAAUCAUACCAAAACACAGGCUAUGGUCGGAGUAUCUUAACAGGACCAGGCAAACCCCAAAGCUUUGGCGCCUCCGCACAAUUAGGCCAAAACAGAGCCUAUGAUUGGCAUGCCUUAAGAAAAUCAGGCAAACCCAAAAGCUUUGGCGCCACCACACGAUCAGGCCAAAACAGAGCCUUUGAUCAGGGUACCUUUACAGGAUCAGGCCAAACCCAAGCCUCUUCAAGCACAAAGAAACAUGUGUUCAGUGUCAAUGAGUUCAGUUCAGGUCAACAUUACUGGGAGAUAGAGGUUGGACACCGGGACUACUGGGAACUAGGGAUAAAAGAUAAUUUCCUGAAAUAUGAUGGCAAGAAAUAUGCCACCUGUCGUCCAGAUAAAACCACCGAGCUAGAAUUUGGAGACAGACCUCGAAAGAUUGGGAUUUACCUAAACUGUGCAUCCAAGAAGCUCUCCUUCUAUGAUGCAGACAACAUGACACGUAUUCACGCUAUGAGCUCUCCUCUCAUGUCCAUGCCACUGUCGGCAUAUUUUAACAUUAGAGUCAGAGCACCAGAUCCAAACCCUCUGACGGUGUGCUGGUACUGAAGUCAAGAUCAAUAUCAUAACAAGUACCAGUUCGGUGUUAUAUUAGCAGCUUUUUAAAGAUACAGUGUGUAAGAUUAAGUAGCAUCUAGUGGUUUGGUUGCAGAUUGCAACCCUCACUCCUCCCUUUCCAUGACUACUGUAACGUGAGCCGCCGAGUGCAAAACUGGUUGGCCUCA